Episyrphus balteatus (marmalade hoverfly) is the source of this 2608-nucleotide messenger RNA. RefSeq names its product protein held out wings (gene how). Lineage: Eukaryota; Metazoa; Arthropoda; Insecta; Diptera; Syrphidae. Gene Ontology annotation, cellular component: nucleus. The record is from RefSeq and is a predicted model, not a curated record. Gene Ontology annotation, biological process: regulation of mRNA splicing, via spliceosome. The transcript is spliced from 7 exons. Bases 852 to 1820 code for a protein of 322 amino acids. Gene Ontology annotation, molecular function: mRNA binding.
CAGUUUAAUUCUGAAAGGCAGUCGGUUCGUUUCGUUAAAUGCAAGCGAUUGUUAAUAUUGAUAUUAAACUAAAAUAGAAAUAAAAAAAAUAAAUACAAUUUAUUUGGUUAAUUUAUCUAUCUCAGAAGGUAGAAGAUCUAUUUUAGGACACGGGAAAAAACUUUAAAAAUCAUUCUUUUUUUUUUUUGUAUAUUGGAUCAAUAAAUCGGCAAGAGGUUUUUUCUUUUUUUGGAAAAUCUUUCACUUUUCUUUACUCGUUCUUUUGGUUAUCGACGAUAUAAAAAAGGGAACAUUUUUAUUUCUCUUCGUUUUUAUUAUUUUUUACUUUAUUGUCUACUUCUGGCAUAUAUAAGAGAACGAUCUGUGGGAUUAAAUAAAAGAAUUGAAAUUGAAAUAUAUAAAUCCCCGCUGGAAUUUUUCGUUGUUUUUCCUCCAUUUUCUGAUUUUUCUCUGAAUUUUCCUCUCGGAAAAAAGUGCGAUCACAUACACAAAAUUUUUUGUUAAACGGCAACAUCGGCGGUGGAAAACCCUGACAAAAGAAGAAUUACUUAAAAUUUUCAAUUUCAUUUGAUUUUCCGUGGAAAUCAAACAACACAAAAGUGCUGAAGAAGAAAGAAAAGAAUCGAGUGGAAUUUAAUUACAUAUUAUUACUUCGUUCGUAACAAAGUGCAAUAUAAAUAAAAAAAAGUAGUAAGAAAAAUCAAAAGUGGCAUCCCUAAUUUGCGCAAAAGUACCUGUUUCAUAUUGCAGUUAUUUAGAAUAAAAAUUUUUAAAUAAAAUUUUUACUAUUAUUUUUAUUAAUUCUAUAACCUAACUGUGUUUCGAAGAGAAGAGGGAAACAAAACGGCAAAAUGAGUGUCUGCGAAAAUAAUAACACACAACAACAAAACACACAGAGCAUAGCCGACUAUCUGGCUCAAUUACUUAAGGACAGGAAACAAUUGGCAGCUUUUCCGAACGUUUUCAAUCACGUGGAACGUUUGCUGGAUGAAGAGAUUGCCAGAGUACGUGCCUCCCUAUUUCAAAUAAAUGGCGUUAAAAAAGAACCGCUCACAUUACCAGAACCCGAAGGAGCGCCUAUUACAUUAAAUGAAAAAGUCUAUGUGCCAGUAAGAGAACAUCCAGAUUUCAACUUUGUUGGAAGAAUUCUAGGACCCCGCGGUAUGACAGCUAAACAAUUAGAACAAGAGACUGGUUGUAAAAUAAUGGUCAGAGGAAAAGGUUCUAUGAGAGACAAAAAGAAGGAAGAUGCAAAUCGAGGUAAACCAAAUUGGGAACAUUUAUCAGAUGAUCUUCAUGUCCUUAUCACAGUUGAAGAUACUGAAAAUAGAGCAACACUCAAAUUAGCCCAAGCUGUUGCCGAAGUUCAAAAAUUGCUAGUGCCGCAAGCUGAAGGCGAAGAUGAGCUUAAAAAACGUCAACUCAUGGAGUUAGCUAUUAUAAAUGGCACAUAUAGAGAUACAACUGCGAAAUCAGUCGCUGCAGUUGAAGAAGAAUGGCGUCGGGUAGUUGCUGCAUCAGCCGAAAAUCGUUUGCUUCCAACCUCCAUUCCCGGUCUGGCGCAACAAAUUCGUGCUCCAACAGCAACCCCGCUGGGUGCGCCCCUUAUCCGAAUGACAGUACCAACAUCAGCGGCCAGUUUAAUACCUGGACAAGCACAGCCCGGACUUGAGCAUGCCGCCGCCCAUGGUAUGAUUUUCGCCCCCUUCGGUGAUUACAACUACGCGGCGGCGUUAGGCAAUCCCUUGCUCACGGAAUACGCAGACCAUAGCGGAUUUCGGGUUGAAUCAAAAUGGUGCUUAGUAUAUCAUAAUUAUUAAAAUUUAUUUUAUAAAAAAUUAUUUAGUUUAAUUGUUAUAUAUAUUUAAAAAAAAAAAAUCAAUAUAAAAACUGCAAGCUCACCGAAUUCCGUCCAAUAUGUUUUUUUUUUAGUUGCUAGUCAAAUAAAGUGUUUUUUUUUAUUAUUUUUAUUUCUUUAGUUAUCUUUUUAUCUUUGUUAAAUUACAAUAUAAAUAAAAAAAAAAAAAAACUGCAUGAUAUUAAAUUCUUUCUCCUAAAUAUUCUCCUAUAUAUCUGACAUUAUUUUUUUCUGUGUGACUCUUACUUUUUUUUCUCAUUUAUUUAUGUAUAAUGUUAAGUUUAAAACAAAUGAAAAUAGAAGAUUUUGUUAGAACUUCUGGUAUAAAAUCACUUAUAAAUAAAAAAAUAAAUAAAAAAUAAAUAUUCAUUCCAAAGAAUAAAAAUAAAUUAAAACAAAAAAACAGGCAAACACAAGGAAUAGACAAAACUUAUAAACAAAAAAUAUUCGAUUUUAAUUCAUUUUCAUAUAUAUACGAGCAUAUAAAGUAGAACAUAUUUUUUAUGAUUUAUUAUUUUUAAUUAUUAUAAUUUCUUAAAAAUUACAACAAAACAAAAACUUAUACAAAAAAUGUAUUUUUUCAAAGUAGGAGCACUUAAACAACAUAGACGUUUUUCUAACAGAGAACAUCCGUAUCAGAGGGCUGGGGUCUCUCAUAAACCACCAAAUUUUAUUGAAAUUCAGUAAACAAAAAAAAAAAAUUAAACUUAAAUAAUCUUCAAUUUUAAAUUAAAACAAACAACAUUUACU